Columba livia (rock pigeon) is the source of this 1106-nucleotide messenger RNA. RefSeq names its product sialic acid binding Ig like lectin 15 (gene SIGLEC15). NCBI's taxonomy places the organism in Eukaryota, Metazoa, Chordata, Aves, Columbiformes, Columbidae. Bases 145 to 1065 code for a protein of 306 amino acids. Gene Ontology annotation, cellular component: plasma membrane. The transcript is spliced from 5 exons. Gene Ontology annotation, biological process: regulation of osteoclast development; regulation of actin cytoskeleton organization; regulation of bone resorption. The record is from RefSeq and is a predicted model, not a curated record.
GACAGCUCAUUCCCUCCUGGGAGAGGAAAACCACAACUUCUUACAUCCCUGGAAAAACCUUUUGUGACUGCAAGACCAGCGGCUCAGAUGCAGUAGAGACAGUUCUGGUUUGCCGAUAGAGCUCAGCGGAGGACAUCAAACAGUAUGAGAGAGUUUGGUUUGUUUCUCCUGUGCCUCCUUCGCAUCUCCAGGAAGGGUGUGCAGUCCAACAGCUGGUCCGUUCAUGUCCCAUCUGAUGUCACUGGUGAACUUGGGAAGAUGGUUGUCCUGCCCUGUACUUUCACACACCCCUACAAAACCUUUGACCGGACCCUCACUGCCAUUUGGAGGAUCAAGGAACCUUACAAUGGCACCGUAGUUUUCAAGUGCGUUAGUCAGAGCACCAGCGAGCUCUGUAAGACUGCCAUCAGCUACAAAAACAAAUACAAACUGCUUGGCAACCCCCGGCACAAGGACCUGUCCAUCAGGAUUGAUAACCUGACCUGGAGCGACAGCGAGAGAUACUUCUGCCGGGUGGAGUUGUCCGGAGACAUCCACGACAAGUAUGAAAGCAGGAAUGGGAUUAAGCUGCAUUUGAUUGCUUCCCCCAGGAUCAUUAACAUCACCAUCAGUUCCAACGGGGACAGCACCUUCCAGGCAAGUUGCACAGCAGAGGGGGAGCCAGCACCCACCCUGACCUGGACCGGACCACCCUACACCAACAUCACCUCCACCACCAGCACGAACCACCGCGUCACCAAGGAGCUCCAGUACCUGACCCACGAUGGGAAAUACACCUGUACGGCUGUCAACAGCCACGGGAGAGCAGAGGGGGCUGUGUACUUCUAUAAAUUCAGAGCAUCCAACAGCUCCUUCUUCCUGAUCCUGAUCUUCGUGCCACUGGGAACAAAGGUGCUUGUUUUGCUGGUAAUACUGGGCUUCACCAUUUUCUCAAGAGGAGGUAGCUCCUCUGCCCCAGCCAGCCUGGCCCGGCCACAGCUGCAAGACUCCACCUACGAGAACUGUGACCGCAGACACGGCGGGGACCAGACUUUGCCGACGGAAAGAGCAUCGAGACGCAGCUGAGGACCUGGGCUGGCACGGUUUGGGUUCCGCAUGAGGCCCCU